AUGGCAGAAACCGAGAAUUUCGUCUCUCAACUCCCCCAGCCCACCCGGCAUGGGGUCCCUUCACCUCAGAAAGCUCUGGCAGAAGUCACAGCAUCGGCCACCAACUCCCGAACUGCCAUGCCACCUCCAGGAUUCACCGGCCACAAGCGACAGGGCUCAAAUCUACCCGAGCCGAGUGCCAAAAGAAAGACACUUGCUGAGCGCGCCGGCGAACCUGUCAGAACCAUUAUUGCGGCUCCAAAGACCAGUACCAGCACGGGUACCGGACUAUUGCCCACCUUUCAGUCUCGCAAUCCUUCAACAUUCUCGCAAUCAUACCGGAGCACCUCCAGAAACACCUCAAACUCUUCGGCGGUGUCUACGUUCUCGGCUAGCGUGGUGGCGUGGGACCCCGAAGAAAAAUUUGGCAACAUCGAGAGAAUGUAUGAAGAUGUCUGCAAACAUUACAAGGAAGCCAUGGAAGACAACAUGGAAGCAAAAGAGAUCAACAACACUUACAAGUCCACCAUCGCGAAUCUUGAGCAAGAUCGGAGAGAUGCCACCGAAGCUAUGAUCGCUCUCAGGUGUGAACUUGAAACUACCAAAUUUCGCCUGCAAUCUGCCGAGCGAGGGACCCAGGAGCUCAAACGAGACCAAGAGGCCGAAAUUGAAACCGUCAAACAUCAGCAUAGAACAGAGCUCGAAUGUGUUCGCCAAUCCCAUCGAGAGGAUGUGGAGCGAUUGAAGGCGGACCACAGAGAGGAGAUUCGCGAGUUGAAGAAACGGUUGGAAGACGAACUCGAACAUGAACGGACGCAGCGGAUCCAGGCAUUGAGCCAGGUGUCCACACAAGAAGCUCUGGAGAGACAACGACAUCAAAUGGAUCUCGAAUCGAAAGAACACGAAAUACGGAGUUAUCAUCUGGAGAUUGAUCGACUCAAGGCGGAUCUUGAGAGAGAAAAACUCCUCAACGAUGAUCUCCGCCGCAAUCUGUCCACGGCAGGUGACAACGCAAUGAGCAUGGAAAGUGCCCGCCAAGCGCUCCAGGCUAAGAUUGAGUACCUGGAAUCAGACAGCAAGUCUCAGUCUGAAGCGUAUGCUGCGAUGGAGAGAAGGAUGAAUGAAGCUUUGGAGAAAGCGACAGAGUGUGAAGAGAAGCUCCGGAAGGAAGAACUCCUUCGACGCAAACUGCACAACCAAGUGCAAGAAUUAAAAGGCAAUAUUCGAGUCUUCUGUCGUGUCCGACCCACCAACGAAAGUGAAGCCGGCGAAGAGACGGCAAAGAUCACAUUUCCCGAGUCGGACGAAGAAGUCAGAGACAUUGAAAUCAAAGGCCCUGAGGAGACCAACAGCCUCGGAAAAGUGACGACAAAGACACAUCAGUUCACAUUUGAUCGAGUCUUCGACCCGUGCAGCAGCAAUGCGGAAAUCUUUGAAGAGAUCAGCCAACUCAUUCAGUCCGCGUUGGACGGCUACAAUGUCUGCAUAUUUGCCUACGGGCAAACCGGCUCUGGAAAGACGUUCACCAUGUCUUCUGAAGACGGCAUGAUUCCACGAGCCUUGCGACAGAUAUACGCUACAAGCAAAGAGCUAGAAUCUCGGGGUUGGAAAUACACCAUGGAAGGCAGCUUUGUUGAAGUAUACAACGAAGAGCUGCGAGACCUUCUGGGGAAAGACUCCGACAACGUGAACAAAAAACACCAAAUUCUUCAUGACAGCACGACGUGUGAAACCACUAUCACCGACGUGACCACCGUCAGCCUUGACAGCCAAGAUCAAGUCGAAGGCAUCCUUGCGCAAGCGAUGUCCCGUCGCUCAGUGGCCGCCACAAAAGCUAACGAGCGCAGUUCUCGAAGCCACUCUGUUUUUAUCCUCAAACUUGCCGGCUAUAACACAGUGACGGGCAAGAGGACCAAGGGCACGCUAAACUUGGUCGACCUCGCCGGAUCAGAAAGACUGUCUCAUUCCAAGGUCGAAGGUGCCCGGCUCAGAGAGACACAAAACAUCAACAAGUCGCUCUCCUGUCUAGGCGACGUCAUUGGGGCACUUGGCCAGCAGCAGGCCAACGGCGCAUUCGCCUCUCGAGAGAGUAGCAACAGUGCCGGCUCCAACCUGUCGUCCGCCACAGGAGCAGGCGGAACACACAUCCCUUACCGAAACAGCAAACUCACCUACCUGUUGCAGUACAGUCUAGGUGGGAACAGCAAGACCCUGAUGUUCGUCAUGGUCGCACCAGAGAAGAAGUGUCUCGCGGAGACGCUCACGAGUCUGAAGUUUGCCGACAAGGUAUCGAAGACGAAGAUUGGGGUGGCAAGGAAGACGGCAGGUGGGAAGUGA
Molecule: messenger RNA, 2316 nt
Organism: Fonsecaea erecta
Lineage: Eukaryota; Fungi; Ascomycota; Eurotiomycetes; Chaetothyriales; Herpotrichiellaceae
Exons: 4
Coding region: 1-2316 (771 amino acids)
Biological process (GO): microtubule-based movement
Molecular function (GO): ATP binding; microtubule motor activity; microtubule binding
Source: RefSeq, a predicted model, not a curated record